This is a messenger RNA of Fusarium redolens, 360 nucleotides long. RefSeq lists its product as uncharacterized. Bases 12 to 173 code for a protein of 53 amino acids. Lineage: Eukaryota; Fungi; Ascomycota; Sordariomycetes; Hypocreales; Nectriaceae. The record is from RefSeq and is a predicted model, not a curated record. The transcript has a single exon.
GGGCUGAGGUCAUGACGGAGAAGGAGGGAGUUGAUAAGGCGGCAAAACAAUUGGUGGUUAUGUCUCGGUUCUUGGAACCUGGUUGGCAAGCUACUCUGGACAUGCUUGAGCAGGUUUCGGGGAUGACGCUCUGCGAACUGCCCUCUUUGUGGGGUUUUCAUUGUUGUGAGUGAUGCUUGAAGUUGUAAUAUUAGGGGUGUACGCUUUAUCAAGCUGGUGUUGGCGUGGAUGGGAUACCCCUAGUAGUUAAUAAUAAUAUCAAUUGUAUUAGAGUUGAUGUUUCUGCUACACUUUAUAUAGGGUAGAGUUGAUUUAAUGAGCAUGUUUAUAGAGGAAGACUUUAGGUCAAGUUCAUUUAGG